Messenger RNA from Scedosporium apiospermum, 1746 nucleotides. RefSeq names its product Dicarboxylic amino acid permease. Bases 1 to 1746 code for a protein of 581 amino acids. Gene Ontology annotation, molecular function: amino acid transmembrane transporter activity. Gene Ontology annotation, biological process: amino acid transmembrane transport. Lineage: Eukaryota; Fungi; Ascomycota; Sordariomycetes; Microascales; Microascaceae. The transcript is spliced from 3 exons. Gene Ontology annotation, cellular component: membrane. The record is from RefSeq and is a predicted model, not a curated record.
AUGAGCGACGGUCUGGUGAGGCGAACGCCGCCGUCCCGCGAUCCGGAAAAGUCAGAUCUCGACCUCGGCGAUGAUUCCAAGGGUCUCGCCGAGACCAACAUAAUCCGAGAUGGCCAGCAAACCGUGCACAUCCGCGGUCUCGAGACCAGCCCCGAAACAUCGCUCCAUCGCGGUCUCCAGGCGCGCCACAUUACCAUGAUUGCCAUCGGCGGCGCCAUCGGUACUGGUCUCAUCAUUGGCACCGGCAAAGCACUUGCUCAGGCCGGCCCUGCCUCGGUCUUUAUCUCCUACGUCAUCAUCGGAAUGGUGGUCUUCCUCGUCAUGGCUGCACUCGGUGAAAUGGCGGCCUGGUUGCCCAUUUCUGCUGGUUUCACUGGUUACGCAUCUCGUUUCUGCGAUCCCUCCCUUGGAUUUGCUCUUGGCUGGUCUUAUUGGUUCAAAUACAUCAUUGUUACUCCCAAUCAAUUGACGGCUGCCGCUCUCGUCAUCCAGUUCUGGGUCGAUCGCGAUCGAGUCAAUCCGGGCGUCUUCAUCGCCAUCUUCCUCGUCCUCAUCUGCUGCAUCAACUACUUUGGAAUCCGAUUUUUCGGCGAAUUCGAGUUCUGGCUAUCUUCCUUCAAGGUCAUAAUCAUCGUUAUCAUAAUUCUCUUCUCUCUCGUCUUGGCCCUCGGCGGCGGCCCAGACCACGAUCGCAAAGGAUUCCGCUAUUGGAACAAUCCGGGAGCCUUCAAAGAGUACAUCAACGAGGGACCGAGUGGUAGAUUCCUAGGCUUCUGGUCUUGCAUGGUAAACGCUACUUUUGCCUUCCUAGGUACCGAGCUUGUCGGCGUGACGGUUGCAGAGGCGCAGAAUCCGCGGAAGACGGUCCCUCGCGCUAUCAAACUGACCUUCUAUCGGAUCCUCUUCUUCUACUGCUUCAGCGUCCUCCUCGUCGGCAUGAACGUGCCUUACGAUUCUGAGGCCCUAGCCUUCGCCACCAAGGCCAAGCCCGGCGCCUCUGCAUCCCCCUUUGUCGUAGCCGCCGAAGUUGCUGGUAUUAAGGCCAUGUCCCACUUCAUCAAUGCGUGUAUCCUUCUUUUCGUCUUUUCCGCGUCCAACUCGGAUCUCUACAUCGCCAGCAGGACACUCUACGGGUUGGCUUCGGACGGACAAGCUCCGGCAAUCUUUAAGCGCACCGAUAAACGCGGAGUUCCCAUCUAUGCUCUCGGCUUCUCGGCUCUUUUCUCGCUGCUCGCCUUCAUGAACGUCUCGGACGACUCGACCAAGGUCUUUGGCUACUUCGUCAACCUGACCACCAUCUUCGGCCUCAUGACGUGGAUCUCCAUCCUAGUCACCCAUAUCUUCUGGUGCCGCGCUCGUAAGAGGCAAGGUCUUGCCAACGAGGCACUACCCUACGUCGCCCCGCUUGGUAUCUACGGGUCGUACGGCGCCCUUUUCAUGUGCAUUCUCGUGGCUCUGACGAAGAACUACGACGUUUUCGUCGGGGGCGACUUUGGCAAGGAGAAGUACAAGACGUUUAUCACCGGUUAUCUUGGAAUUCCCCUCUACCUUAUUUUCAUUUUUGGGCACAAGGCAGUCAACAAGACUAAGGGCCUGAGGCCCGAUGAGGUUGACUUUUACACUGGUAAAGAUAUUAUUGAUCGAGAAGAAGAGGAAUUCCUGGCUCGUAAGGCCGCAGAAAGGGCCGCCAAGGGCCCUAGUCGUGGAGGGUGGUUCUACAGGGUGUUUAUUUCUUGGCUGUUCUAG